GGCGCGGCAGUGAGGAUGGCACCUAGUUUCAGUAAGCAAAGGUAUGUUAUCAAGAUUAAGGCUGGAAUAUACAAUGAGAGUGUCGAGAUUCCGAGGGAAAAGUCCAACAUCAUGCUGGUUGGGGAUGGGAUGGAUUCCACUAUCACAGGCUGCAAGAACAUCCUUGAUGGUUCCUCGACGUUCAAGUCGGCUACCCUUACUGUGAUUGGAGCCAGGUUCUUAGCAAGAGAUUUGACAGUCAUAAACACGUCAGGUCCAGAGAAACAGCAGGCAGUUGCAGUUCGAGUAACCUCAGACUCUGCAUUUUACAAAUGCAACUUCGCUUCGUUCCAGGAUACCCUUUACGUUCACUCGCUUCGUCAAUUCUACCGUGAAUGCACUAUCCAAGGAACUGUUGAUUUCAUCUUUGGAAAUGCUGCUGCGAUAUUUCAGAACUGCCUUAUCCUUGUGCGCAAACCUAUUGCAGGACAAAAAAACAUGAUAACAGCUCAAGGAAGAGAAGACCCAAAUCAGAACACUGGAAUUUCGUUGCAAAAUUGCACCAUUGAAGCUGCACCUGAUCUGAUUAGAGCUGGAAGAAGUUCUUACACGUUCUUAGGUCGGCCAUGGAGAAAUCACUCGAGAACGAUAGUGAUGAAAAGUUACUUGGGAGACCUCAUUCAUCCUGCAGGGUGGUAUGAAUGGAAUCAGUACAGUACGCUGGACACAGUCGAAUAUAUCGAGUACAUGAAUGUUGGUCCAGGUUCUGAUACAAGACAUAGGGUGACAUGGGGCGGUUACAAAAGGAAUUGCACUGAAUAUUUAGUGGAACAGUUUACAGUAGGGAAAUUCUUACAUGGUGCUGAUAAUUGGCUCCAGUCUACUGGUUUUCCUUUAUCAGUUGGUUCAUAA
Molecule: messenger RNA, 891 nt
Organism: Papaver somniferum (opium poppy)
Lineage: Eukaryota; Viridiplantae; Streptophyta; Magnoliopsida; Ranunculales; Papaveraceae
Product: pectinesterase 2-like
Exons: 2
Coding region: 16-891 (291 amino acids)
Biological process (GO): cell wall modification
Molecular function (GO): pectinesterase activity; pectinesterase inhibitor activity
Source: RefSeq, a predicted model, not a curated record